Molecule: messenger RNA, 555 nt
Organism: Plasmodium coatneyi
Lineage: Eukaryota; Apicomplexa; Aconoidasida; Haemosporida; Plasmodiidae
Product: Alpha-tubulin N-acetyltransferase
Exons: 9
Coding region: 1-555 (184 amino acids)
Biological process (GO): alpha-tubulin acetylation
Cellular component (GO): microtubule
Molecular function (GO): tubulin N-acetyltransferase activity
Source: RefSeq, a predicted model, not a curated record
AUGAAUAUUACCUCCGAAAAAAUGCACAACCUGGAGAUAAAGAAACACUCAAGGGUUGACUUGCUUCUCCUGAGGAACUCCGACCUCCAUUCUUUUCGGAAGCUCCAAAGGGAUGUAGACGAAAUGGGCCUCCUGUCUAGCGCGGAGCAGCACCUGUCGGGAAUUUUGACAACUUUAGACAACGUCGCGGAAAAGGACAACACCCUAUACUGCUUAACACAGCAAGGUGAUCUAAUUGGGAUGUUAAAGAUUGGUACAAAAAAGCUGUACUUAUAUAACGGGAAAGACUUACACUGCGGAAGCUGUGCUUGUUUAUUAGAUUUUUACAUACAGAGGAACUUCCGGAAGAGGGGCCUUGGGCUUGAACUAUUUAACUUCAUGCUGAAAGACAAGGCGAUCUCCCCAUCCAGAUUAUGCUAUGAUAACCCAUCCUACAAACUGCGGAGCUUCUUGAAGAAGCACUUCUCCCCGUGCGCGCUGAUCAAGCAGCCGAACAAUUUCGUCAUCUUUGCGGAGUACUUUGGCGAACCGGACACAGCCCCCUUCGAGCAAUGA